UGCUGUGAUCUGCCAGCGAGGGGCGCCAGGGCGGCCUGCAGAACCCGAGGGACGUGGCUUCCUUCUCUGGUCUCUCUCUGACUAAGUGAAAGAAGACAAUCUGAUAAAGCUACACAGUAUAUGACUCCAGCUAUGUGACAUUCUGGAAAAGGCGGAACUAUGGAGGCAGUAAAAAAACGGGCGGUCGCCAGGGCUAAGAGGAGAGACCGGUGAGCAGGCAGAGUACAGAGGGUUUUAGGGCGGAGAAACUACUCUGAAGGAUAUUAUAAUGGUGGAUACAUGGCAUUUGUACUUCUGUAGAAAACCAUAGCAUACACAACCCAGGAGUGACCCUAUGGAAGCGUGGGCGUGGGAGGACACUGACCUGUCAACGCGGGUCCGUCGGUGGUCACCCGUGCACUGUCGGGCGGGGGUUGAGUGGGGGUACGGUUCGCGUGUGGGGCAGGGGUGCCUUCUGCUCAGUUUUGCUGUGAACCCAAACUGCUCUAUUUUCCAAAAAUGUUCGUUUAAAGUUUUUAUUUUAAACGUGAAAGAGCCAAAGAGAGGAAACGUGUUUAAAUCGUGAAUGACUGGCACAUGACCAUCUUCUGCGACCCAUGAAGAGCCUUACCCAGGACACAACGCAGACGGAAUCGACUUGAAGCCACGGAAGGACAGGACCCGUCGUGACCAGGCAGGUCACCCCGGGCCCAGCCACGGGCGGACACACCCACAGCAGGGACGCUCCCGCGCCAGUUUCGGAAACCUGCAGCUUGGAAGGCAGCUGAGAACAGCUUCCUCACCCUGAGAGGCGCAAGCGCGCGGGCGCGAGUACGCUGGGGACACCGGGGACACCGGGGGACAGGGACAGCCCUGCCCCCACCCCCGGGGCGGCUGCCCAGGCUCUCCUGUGGGGGGGGCGGGUGACUCAGCAGUUCUGCUUCCCGGCGGGCUGAGGCUCAUGGGAGAUAUGCAGAUGAGCCCAGGGCACCAUGGGAAACAAGCCUUUAUAUUCCCAGGCGCCCGCGGGACCCAGGCGCCAGGCGGUGAGAGCCCCUGGCGCUGCGAGGAGAGGGCUGGGGAUACACGAGCUGGCCCUGCGCGGUGGGGCCGGGGCUGAGGUGACCCCCUUGGGCCACGAGGGUCAGCUCGGGCGGUGGAGACGCUGCCAGUUUCCGCCAGGUUCCACUGGGUACCGCCAGGUUCCAUUGGGUUUCGUCGGGUUCCGUCGGGUUCCGCCGGGUUCUGCCGGGUUCCAUUGCGUUCUGUUGGGUUCCCUCAAGUUCCACCAGGUUCUGUCGGGUUCCGCCAGGUUCUCUCAGUUCUGUCAGGUUCCAUCAGGUUCCAUCGGGUUCUUCCAGGUUCCAUCGGGUUCCGUCAAGUUCCCUCAGUUCCGUCAGGUUCCAUUGGUCCCGUCAGGUUCCCCGCGUUUCUCAGGGCCCCCAGGCAGGCGGCCCAGGACUCGGGGUGCAUAUGGGGGCGGGGCUGGUGACCCCUCCCCCAGCCCAGAGGCAGCUGUGUGGAGUGUGGGGGUGAGGGGUGGGGCGGCCUUGGGCGGUGUGAACCCAGGUCCGCUGCCCACCCGCCGGGGACGCCUAACCCACGGCCUUACCUCCGCAGCCCGCCCCCGGCACAGAGCGGGGGCAGCAGCCGAAGCCGGGCCUGCGAUCCAGGCCCCGCGGAGCUGGCCCGGCCCCCCGGCCCCAGGCGCCCCCAGGACGCAGCGUCCGGCCUCCACCUGCCCGCCUGCCCCCAGCCCCGCUUCCGUGCCGCGUGGGGCCGAGGGCGCGUCCGGCCUCCACGCAGCCUGGACGUAUGGGCUUUGCUUCGCCUGCUUCAAGGCGGCCUUCCUGGAACUGAAAGAAGCGCUGGAGCUCGAGGACUGGCGGACGACCGCUGGGGCCCCGAGCUGACGGGCUCCGCCGAGGCGGGGCCGGGCUUUCCGCAGUCAGCCGCCGCGGGGCCGGACGGGUGGGCCUGGACCGCCGCCCCGUGCCCACCGAGCUGCAGCCUCAGGAUGCGGCCCCCUGGGCCUGGGUCCCGAGGGCGCUGACUGGACCCAAGGCCUCCCCUGGAGACUCGGGGCGCCCCCUGCCUGCUCGCACUGGCCGAGGCCCCCUCCUCCGUGGCAGGGGUUCCUCAAGGUGGGCCUGCCCCCCGGGGAGCCCAUGGCGCUGGAACUGGGCACCACCCGGGCAGUGGACCCGACCGCGGCCGAGGCCUGGUUACUGGACCUGCAGGGCGUCCCCAUGGAGGGCUGCUACGGUGCCACCUGCCUGCGGAAGGGGACGCCGGGCCGGGCCCUGAGGCCCUCGGGCCAGUGUUGGAAGCUGCUGCUGGGGCCCGAGGAGGUGUGGGUGGUGAGCCUCCACGAUGCCCCGCAGGUGCAGGAGCCGCAGAGGUGGAAGCCGAGCAUUCUGGAACCCUCUUGCCCAGGGCAGAGCCGAGAGCUGGUCCCGGCGCACUCAGCCCUGCUUGAGAGGGGGCUCGCCAUCCUCCCCCACUCGCCCUGGCCUGGAAGCGAGGCAGGCGGGGGGCUCAGCCUCUAGGCCACAGUCCUCCCCGCCAGCACGGGGUCCCAGCACCACGGGGAGCUAGAGCGGCGGGCCCAGGGCGCCUGGGGAGAGCCUGGCUGCCCUGGGAGCCUCGGCUCUGGGGGAGCUGCCCCGUUUCCAGCCCUUCAGCCCCGGGCCCCAGAACUGAGGGACGGAGGCAGGCCCACCUGUCCCCUGCCUGCUGGUCCUGGCUGCCCCCCCACAGGAGCCAAGGGAACAGGUGGCGAAGGAUGGGGACUUGCCCCUGAGGAGGAGGAAUGCUGAGCGGCCUGGAGACUGAGCGGGGGACCCACCUCGUCCUCCUUGGGAAGGGCUUCAUGCCCAUCACGGGGACACGUUCCUCCCCGUCAGAGGUCACAGUCAGGCACGUGACGCUCUCCAGGACGCGCUGCGUGAACACAUGCCGUACAGAGUGCGGAGAACCCCGCCCUGGAUGCGGGGAGAGAUGCCAUGUGGGACACACUCCCAGGAACAUGCUGGAGCCCAGGGGCCGCGUGGUGGCCUGAAGGGCUCUGGGACGCCACAGGCCCCUGUCGGCAGCACCGGCACUGCGGUCUGCAGUUGGGGACACCUGGUUUCACAUGCAGGCCGUUUUAUAUGGUUGGCCGUCUAGUUCCCGUUUCUUUGGACGUUGUUUUUAAUGAAAUAAAGCUGUAUUAUUUUUGC
Messenger RNA from Manis pentadactyla (Chinese pangolin), 3200 nucleotides. Its product is annotated as collagen alpha-1(I) chain. Gene Ontology annotation, cellular component: cytoplasm; nucleus. Lineage: Eukaryota; Metazoa; Chordata; Mammalia; Pholidota; Manidae. The transcript has 3 exons. The record is from RefSeq and is a predicted model, not a curated record. Gene Ontology annotation, biological process: placenta development; spermatogenesis; male gonad development.